Molecule: messenger RNA, 2288 nt
Organism: Teleopsis dalmanni
Lineage: Eukaryota; Metazoa; Arthropoda; Insecta; Diptera; Diopsidae
Product: pro-resilin-like
Exons: 3
Coding region: 215-2155 (646 amino acids)
Cellular component (GO): extracellular matrix
Source: RefSeq, a predicted model, not a curated record
GAACUUAGAAAUCAGUCAGAAUCAAAGUUUCUCAGCAAACAGUUCAUAGUGAAUUGUGAAAGAGUGGCUAAAACAGUGCAUAUACAAAGGAUAGAGUAAAGGACUUAACUAACAUACGUAGUAGUCCGUAUCCAUAGUGGCAAUAAAAAAAUUUAAAAAGAAAUUAUACAAAAUAAUAAUUAGUUAAUUUGAUUAAAAAAUAUUCUAAGUAAAUAUGUUUGAAAAGUUGUGUUUUUUACUACUAAUUACAACCACAUUGGCACGUCCUGAACCACCUCUUAAUGCCUAUCUACCUCCAAUGGCAAGUGCUGCCUCCGCACCAUCUGGUAGUUACAGCGCACCUGGUCGUGGUCGCACUGACACUAACAUUGCUAGUCCUUCAAACUCAUAUGGUGCACCAAAUCAAGGUGGCAAUUUAAAUGGCGACACUCCAAGUAAUACUUAUGGUGCUCCUCAACAAGGAGGUAAUGGACGUAAUUUGGGACGACCAUCAAGUGCUUAUGGUGCACCAAAUCAAGGUACAGGUAGUCUUUCAAAUGCUUAUGGUCCACCAGACCAAAACGGUAUUGGCAAUGGACGCCCUUCAAAUACUUAUGGAGCACCCUCUUUUGGUGGUAGCAGUAGCGGUCGUCCGUCUAGCACUUAUGGUGCACCUGGAGAAACAAACAACGGCUUAUCACGUCCAUCGAGUACUUAUGGUGUACCCAGUAAUGGUGAAGACCGCAAUGGUGUUCUUUCCAACGCUUACUCACCAAAUCAAAUAACGGACAAUUUAGGUCGACCAUCAAGUACUUAUGGAGCUCCUGGCCAAGGUGGAAAUGGCAAUGCACGACCAUCAACUAAUUAUGAUGCACCAGAUCUGAAUGGUAAUGCACUAUCGUCACCAUCAAAUACAUAUGGUGCUCCCAGACAAGGUACUGGCCAACUUUCUGGUAGUUAUGGUGCCCCUAAACGAAACAAUGGACGUCCAAGUGGACUAUAUGGUGCACCUGAACGAAAUGGUUUGUCGGAUAGUUACAGUGCUCCAGCCUCUGGUAAUGGCAAUGGCAAUGGCAGCGGCAAUGGCAAUGGUAAUGGUAAUGGAAAUGGUCAAGGUAAUGGACGUAUUGGUCAGCCAAAACAGGAUUACUUGCCUCCAAACCGUGCAACUUCCAAUGGAAAUGGUCAACGAGGUGGUGAUAGCAGCUACCAAUAUGAUCAAGGUAGCAUCAAUGGUGCUGGUGGCUUACGUGGAGCUGGCGGUGUUAGUGGUACUUAUGGUGGUACUGAUGAUAGUCAAAAUAAUGAACCUGCUAAAUAUGAAUUUAAUUACGAAGUUGAAGACGCACCAAGUAGUCUGUCGUUUGCGCACUCAGAGAUGCGUGAUGGUGAUUUCACAACGGGCCAAUACAAUGUUUUGUUGCCCGAUGGCAGAAAGCAAAUCGUUGAAUAUGAAGCCGAUGAAGAAGGCUAUCGACCACAAGUGCGUUAUGAAGGUGAUGCUAUUACUGGUAAUGGUGUUGGCGGUCAAUACGAUGAUGGUCAAGGAUAUAACAGUGGCAGACCAACUGGACAAGACAACUUAGGACAAGGCUACACCAAUGGUCGUGCAGGUGGACAGGAUAACCAAGGACAAGGUUAUUCAAAUGGACGUCCAAAUGGCCAAGAUAGUCAAGGACAAGGCUACAGUGGUGGUAGACCAACUGCACAAGAUAAUUUAGGACAAUCUUAUGAUGGUGGUAGAUUAAAUGGAAUUGGCGGACAAUUUAACGAUGGUCAAGGUUAUACCAAUGGCAAACCAACAGGACAAGAUAACUUAGGACAGAAUUUAGGUAAUGGUCGUGCAGGUGGUCAAGAUAGACAAGGUGGACAAGGAUAUUCUAAUGGACGCCCAAAUGGAAAUGGUGGUCAAGGAAAAAAUAAUGGUAAACCAAAUGGUCAAGAUAACCAAGGGCAGGGUUACUCAAAUGGUCGUCCAGGUACUAACGGUACUGGCGGUCAAUUUAAUGAUGGUCAGGGAUACGGCAAUGGUAAGCCAAACGGACAAGAUAAUUUAGGACAAGGAUAUACAAGUCGUCGUCCUGGUGCGAUUGGUAGUGGACGAAAUGGCGAUCAAGACUCAUUUGGACCUGGUGGACAAAAUGGUCUUAACGAUGGCAAUGGUUACAAUUAUUAAUAAAAUUCCUCGUGUAAAGAAAACUUCGAGAACAAUGAUAUUUACUCCUGUAUGAUGUGCUCUAGAAUACGUAUAUAUGAACUAGUUUUUUUUGUAUAGACCUUUUUAUUAUUUACAUAUUGUUUUAAGGAAU